AUGUCUGCCAGCGCUUCCGCCGAGCACGGCUACGGCACUGUUAGGCACGGAGACGUGGAGGACGGCAAGCCAUUUUCCGACGACGAGACUCGCGAGGUUCACGAUGAUGGUCCCACGUCCGAAACCAGCUCUGUCCACGUGCAGGAUGGUGUCAAGCGGGUGGAGGCCAUUACCUCUGUCUGGUCCAAGAAUACCAUGGUAGUCAUGUCCAUUCUCCUGUACCUUGUCAGCUUCGUCGACACUCUGCUCCAGAGCGUGCAGGGUGCCCUCACUCCCUACGUCACGUCCAGCUUCAAGGCGCACAGCCUGCUCGGCGUCACCGACAUCCUGGCCGUGAUCCUCGGCGGCGUGUGCAACCUCGCCAUCGCCAAGGUCAUUGACAUCUGGGGCCGCGCCGAGGGCUUCGCCGUCAUGAUCCUCUUCAUCAUUGUCGGCAUGAUCAUGAAGGCCGCGUGCAUCAACGUCGAGAUGUUUGCUGCCGCAAACUCCAUCUACUGGGUCGGCCACAUUGGCGUGCAGUACGUCGUCCAAAUCAUCUACGCCGACAUGACGACGCUGCGCAACCGCAUGGUGCUCUUUGGCCUACUGCAGCUGCCCACCAUUGCCGCGACCUUUGGCGGGCCCAAGAUUGCGGACCUCUUCUACACGCACUCCAACUUUCGCUGGGCAUUUGGCGCCUUUUGCAUCAUCAUUCCCGUCUUUGCGGCGCCAGUGGUGGUGGUGUUCUUCUACAGCAAGCGCAAGGCGCAGCGCGAGGGCAAGUUUCCCGAGCGCGUCAAGACACGCUCGUACUGGGAUUCUGUCAAGCACUAUGCUGUCGAGUUUGAUGUCGUGGGUAUGUUCCUCACCAUCUUCGGUUGGAGUCUUCUUCUUCUGCCUUUCAGUUUGGUGCAAUACGCCCCUCAUGGCUGGAAGACUGGCUACAUCAUCGCCAUGAUUGUCGUCGGCGUUGUUCUACUGGUUGGAUUCGUCAUCUGGGAAAGAUUCUUUGCCACCGUCCAGUAUUUUCCCUUCAAGCACCUCAAAGACAGAAGUGUUCUGGGUGCCUGUCUGGUCUACGGCUUCAUGUUUCUUUCCAUCUUCACCUGGGAUACGUACUACUAUUCCUAUCUUCAAGUCGUCCACGAUCUCAGCAUUACCAAUGCCAGUUACGUUCUCAACGCCUUUUCGCUCAUGUCUUCAAUCAUUGGUCCCCUGACCGGAGUUCUCAUCCGAUACCAUGGAUACUACAAGUGGCCGUCUAUUGGUAUGACGCCGUUCGCGGUGCUUGGUACUGCACUUCUCGUCUACUUCCGUACUCCUUCCUCACACGUCGGCUACCUCGUCAUGUGUCAGCUUUUCAACGGUAUUUAUAGUGGUGUGUGGGCCAUCACGGCACAGCUUGCCAUCAUGGCAAACAUCACCCACCAAGAAACUGCCGUUGCGCUAGCUCUCUACGGUCUGUUCGGCUCCAUUGGCGCUGCUAUUGGUCAGGCAAUUGCCGGUGGCAUCUGGACGAAUACCCUUCCCCAGCAGUUCUACAAGAACUUGCCCGCUGAGCUCAAGAGCAAUGCCACCGAGAUCUAUGCAGACAUUACAUUGCAGCUCGGCUACCCUAUGGGCAGCCCAGCCCGCGAUGCUAUUAUUUUGUCAUACGGCCAUGUCCAGAGAAUAUUUGUCAUUGUGGGCUGCAGUUUUCUGCCGCUCUGCAUUCUGUGUUUGUUCCUCUGGAGGAAUAUCAACGUUAAAGAUAUGGAAUCGAAGGAACGGCGCAAGAAGGGCAAUGUUCUGUAA
Akanthomyces muscarius is the source of this 1773-nucleotide messenger RNA. RefSeq lists its product as uncharacterized. NCBI's taxonomy places the organism in Eukaryota, Fungi, Ascomycota, Sordariomycetes, Hypocreales, Cordycipitaceae. Gene Ontology annotation, biological process: transmembrane transport. The transcript is spliced from 4 exons. Bases 1 to 1773 code for a protein of 590 amino acids. Gene Ontology annotation, molecular function: transmembrane transporter activity. The record is from RefSeq and is a predicted model, not a curated record.